AUUGCAGGUUCUGUUCAUUUAUGGAACAUAACAUUUUUUAUUUAAAUAAGAGUGAGAAAAUAAAAGAAUUUAUAUUAAUAAUUAGUCAACAGCUAGUCUCGUUUCUAGUAUAAUGCGUAAUUAUAUUACAAUAUUUAAAAAAUGCUAAUUAUUACAAUUAAAGUUGACAUUUUUUUAUAGCACAUCAAAUCUUUUACUUAAGUAAAAAUGAAAAAAUUAAAUAAUUUAUAUUAAUCAUUAGUCAACAGCUAGUUUCGUUGAGUAAUGAUCUAAUAUAUAAAUAGUCUCUCGAAAUAUCAAGGCGCGCACAGAAAAAGUAAAUAACUCGGUUGGUCACAUAGUGCCAGUGUCUAGUAAAACCGACGCUAAAAAUAAUUUAAAAACAACUAAGAGCGAGAUCAUCGAUGAACUAGUUCGCAUAGUUCACCUAAAGGAGCGCUCUUCCGACCUAGGUCGUUCGCGAACUACCCAAGACUAGUAAACAAGUAAAUUGCCAAAAGAUACCCUGAUAGCCAGAUAUUGCUCUACAAGUGUUGCAGUGAAACAUUUACGGCUAAUAUAACUCAAUGAGAAAGUUUCUGGCAAAUCUUAGCUUCAGAUUACGGCAGUAGCUUGAAUGUAACUUGCCGUCAAUUUGAAGUGAAACUUUCAAUCAACUUAACGUCGUCGUCUGACGUUAGUACUUGUAGUCAAAUUGAAUAGAAAGUUGCAGACAAUUAACUGUCAACUUAAAGAUUGAAUGGGAAACACUAACAAUAAAAUAAAUAAAUACUCGCGACGUCAAUAUAGCAGUCAGUGUAGUCUCAGUAGUAUUAUCAGCGGAGGUUGUACGGGAACGACAGAAUCUAUUUAUGAAGAAUACAGACCAUUGUCACGUAUUUCACGACGAGCAUGGACUGAAGGAACAUUGAAUGAUCCAUUGAGUUCAUCAAAAACAGUAUGGCCUGUACCAAAAUUUGAAGCGAUAUUUUUACCAGAAUUCAAAGUCCGAGAACGUCCAAUUAAUAAUGAUUACAAUUUUAUUAAAUUCAUCGCCAAAGGAGCUUACGGCCGUGUAUUUAAAGUCAAAGAUAAAGUUACUGGAAACAUUUAUGCUUUGAAAGUUAUUUGCAAAUCAAGAAUAAUUGAAGAAAAUGCAGUUGAACAAGUCAAACAAGAAGUGGCUAUUCAAAAAGCAGUCAGUCAUCAUCCAUUUAUUGUUCACUCCUGUCAUCAUUGGCAAGGCAGAAAAACUUUAUAUAUGUUAACAGAAUAUGUGAAUUGUGGUGAACUUUAUUAUCUAAUUCGCGAGUAUGAAAAAUUACCAGAAGAAGUUGUUAGAAUUUAUGUUGCUGAAUUGGCUUUAGCUAUAGAUUUUCUUCACAAUGCUGGCAUUGUACAUAGAGAUUUAAAAUCUACAAAUGUAUUAUUAGAUAAUGAAGGACACGCGGUACUAAUUGAUUUUGGUUUAGCUAAAUGGUUGCGUCCAUUACAUCGUACUAAUACAUUUUGUGGUACACAAGAAUAUAUGGCUCCUGAAAUAGUCCGUAGAGAGUAUUAUGGUCAUGAAGUUGACUGGUGGUCUUUAGGAGUUCUUACAUGUGUUCUUCUUACUAAUAAGUUUCCAAUCACAUUAACUGAAAAGAGUAUAGAAGAUAACGGUAGAUCAAUAACUCCAGGAGCAUUACCAGAAGGCAUAGAAAUUUCAAAAGGAGCUGAAGAUCUUCUAAAAAAAUUACUUCAACCAGAUCCUAGAGCUCGGUUACGAUCGCUAUUCGCAUUACAACGAAUUGCUUUUUUUAUGGGACAUGAUAUCCAAAGUUUUAUGUCGAAAAAAAUUUCACCUUUUAAAUUACUCGGCAGAAAAAUAGGCCACAGCGUACAAUUACAUGAGACUGAAUGCAAUGGUAUUUUAAAUGACUUACAAUCUUCCAAUGGCAAUGUCCAUCAUAAAACCAAUCAAUUAAUUAAUUAAACCAACUAAUUAACUAAAAUGGUCAUUAAUGUUCUUUUAAUAAUUUUUUUAGGCGCCAAUUUAAAAUAAUAACUUACGAUCAAUGUUGCCAAUUACCAGUACAAUAAUAUUAUUUAAUAUUAUAGUCAUAUUAUGUAAUUGAAUUAUUUCUUACAUGUAAUUUCAACUUUCUAUAUAAUAUUAUAAAGUCAAUUACAAAUGAUAAAUGUGCUUAUGAAUCUCAGGAAUAAAUAUCGAAUAUUUAUUUCAAUUUAUACAAAUGUAACUUAAGAUAAAUAUUUGUUUAAUUUAUGAACAUUCUUAUUUUAAGU
Molecule: messenger RNA, 2265 nt
Organism: Microplitis demolitor
Lineage: Eukaryota; Metazoa; Arthropoda; Insecta; Hymenoptera; Braconidae
Gene: S6KL
Product: serine/threonine-protein kinase S6KL
Exons: 10
Coding region: 740-1954 (404 amino acids)
Biological process (GO): protein phosphorylation
Molecular function (GO): protein serine/threonine kinase activity; ATP binding
Source: RefSeq, a predicted model, not a curated record